GGCAGGUCGUCCCGGAGCGGGGCCCUGCAGCACCGCCUGGAGCUCGGAGUGACGGUCUCUCCAACGCCCUGCGUUUGUACAUCGCAUUGUUUACCUUAGCUUGGUUUUCGAAGAUAGAGACAGCUUAAGUUUUUUCCUGAUUAUGAGAAGAUAUACAAAGACUCUUUUAAAGUAAAACAGAAAGAACUCCCGCGAGCGGGACGCCCCGAGUCUUCCGCCUCCUCCCGCCGCCCAGGGUCCACUGCCCCUCCCCGCGCCCGCGCCGGGACUAGGACCGAGCACUCUGCGGCCGGAGCGCGCUCAGCAACGGCUUCCGGAGCCCGCACGGCGGCGGGCCGGGCGGCAGAGCCUUUGGUGAAAACUCUGUGAUUCAAGAUGGCCCCAAAUAAGUCCAAACGUCAGAAGAAACCCGUGGCCCUGCACAAAGUCUUGGUGACCGGCAGCAGCUGUGGGAACCGGGCCGCUCUGACUCUCCGGUUCCUGUACGGGGAGUCGGUGCAGGACUAUGAGCCCACCAGAAGCCUGAGCUAUCGGAAGAACGUGGUGCUGGAUGGGGAGGAAGUGCAAAUCGAUAUCGUGGAUCCAGUUGGGCAGGAGGACUACGCGGCAAUUAAAGACAGCUACAUACGGACCCGGGACGGUUUCCUUUGUGUCUUCUCCGUUACAGAAAUGCAAUCCUUUGCAGCCACAGCUGACCUCAGGGAGCUGAUUUUAAGAGUUAAAGAAGAUGAAAACGUUCCAUUUCUGUUGGUUGGUAACAGAUCAGGUUUAGAAGAUGAAAGGCAGGUUUCUGUCCAAGAAGCGCAAGCCAGAGCCGAACAGUGGAAUGUUAAUUACGUUGAAGCAUCCGCAGAAACGCGUACUAACGUUGACAAGAUAUUUUUUGAUUUGAUGAGGGAAAUUCGAGCCAGAAAGAUGGAAGACAGCAGAGAAAAGAAAGGGAAAAAGGAGAGGAAAAGUUUAGUCAAGAAAAUGAUAGAAAGAUUCUGCAUUUAUUAAUCAAAGCCCAAACUACUUUCUUAUCUUGACCAUACUAAUAAAUACAAUUGAUUAGCAUCGCCUCUGAAGGCUCAAUUGACUGAAAUUAUUUUAUUUUGAAAAUUGUUAUGUAUCCCAGAAACCAUUAAUUGGGACUGCACUGAAAGUCAAA
Molecule: messenger RNA, 1150 nt
Organism: Phyllostomus discolor (pale spear-nosed bat)
Lineage: Eukaryota; Metazoa; Chordata; Mammalia; Chiroptera; Phyllostomidae
Product: ras-related protein Ral-A-like
Exons: 1
Coding region: 376-999 (207 amino acids)
Biological process (GO): Ras protein signal transduction; regulation of exocytosis
Cellular component (GO): plasma membrane
Molecular function (GO): GTP binding; GDP binding; GTPase activity
Source: RefSeq, a predicted model, not a curated record